Molecule: messenger RNA, 760 nt
Organism: Paramecium sonneborni
Lineage: Eukaryota; Ciliophora; Oligohymenophorea; Peniculida; Parameciidae
Source: the annotation of a GenBank genome assembly
AUGGACUUAUAUCAUUAUCUCUUUAAAUUCAUAAUUGUAGGAGAUACAAGUAAUUUUGAUAAUUUUUAAAUAAAUAAGGUGUUGGUAAGAGUUGUUUAUUAUUGAAAUACACAGAAGGUAAAUUUAAAGAAGAACAUGAUGCAACAAUUGGAGUAGAAUUUGGAUCUUAAGGAUUCAAAUAUAAGAAUAGAUAAUUUAAAAUAUAAAUUUGGGAUACUGUACAAUAUUGAAUUAAAUAUAAGGCUGGUUAAGAAUCAUUUAGAUCUAUUACUCGUUCUUAUUAUAAAGGGUUUAUUAAAUAAGUUUAUUUAUUAGUUCAAUAGGUGUUUUACUUGUUUUUGAUAUUACAAGUAGAUAAUCGUAUCAUAAUAUUGUGAGAUGGUAUAAUGAAAUAUUAGAUUGUGCUCAUGAAACUGUAGAUAUAGUAAUUGUUGGUAAUAAAGUAGAUUUAGAGAAUUAGUAAAUAAUUUAUAUAAAUAGACGCUAAGUUUCAAUAGAUGAAGGGAAAUAAUUUGCAGAAUAAUAUAAAAGAAAUUAUAUUGAAACAUCAGCUAAAACAGGAUAAUUUGUUGAUUAAGUAUUUUAAUAAAUGGCUAUGAGAAUAUAUGAUAAAAUAGAAAAUAAAUUAAUAGAUUAAAAUAAUGAAAAUUUAGGUAUUAAAUUAGGCACAUUUUACAGAAAUGAUGAAUAAGAUGAUGAUUUAGAGUUGUAAACAAGUUUAGGAUAGAAAAAGAAAAAAAAGAAUGAUGAUUGUUGUUGA